Molecule: messenger RNA, 6615 nt
Organism: Anolis carolinensis (green anole)
Lineage: Eukaryota; Metazoa; Chordata; Lepidosauria; Squamata; Anolidae
Gene: sardh
Product: sarcosine dehydrogenase
Exons: 21
Coding region: 827-3571 (914 amino acids)
Cellular component (GO): mitochondrial matrix; mitochondrion; cytoplasm
Molecular function (GO): protein binding; sarcosine dehydrogenase activity
Source: RefSeq, a predicted model, not a curated record
AAGACGAGAAGCUGAGACUCUUGGAUUGCAUCUCUACUCAUAGUUUGACAUCACUUGAACUAUAACUCAAUGUGAUGGUAUCCUGGGAGUUGUAGUUUGCCACCUUGCCAGACUUGAGUGGGUGACACUCUUCGAUUGCACCUACCGUUCCAGAUCAAUGCAGCAUUGCACCGUUUGAACUGCUAUGACUCAAGCCUAUGGCAUCUGGGGAGUUGUAGUUUUGCAAGGUCCUUCCAUAACCAGGCAGGAUUUCUCACCAGUUUGACGCUCCCGCCUCCAUACAUGUGAGCAACCACAUUUCAUCGCUGUGAAAAUCUGGGAGUUGUAGCCCGACAAGGUCUUUUGCCUUCUCCUGCAAAGUAGGUUAGUGUCCUCGAAACUACAGCUCCCAGGAUCCCAUAGCAUUGAGCCGUCACAAUCCAAGUGGUGUUAAAAGUUAAAUGCAUCCUAACACAGGUCCUUCUUUGGAAAAGCAAAGGGGGAAAGUCUAUUGGCGUCAUGAGCCUCUGCUGCAGAAACAGAGAUAACCGAUCUGGCUCUGGCAAAGAAUUUGCUGAUUUUGCAAGAGGCCGAGUAACUGAGUUGUAAAAAGCAAGGAAGCAUGGAGGGAGCUUGGAGGCAGGACACGAAACCCGGUUUGUUCUCUCAAUCGGAUUGUCAGAAUAAGUGAAAAGGUCCACCAAAGUCUUUCCAAAAGUGCAAAGAGGGGGAAAGUGUCAAAGUUCCUAAAGUGUCGAAACAAAGGACAGGGUUACGAAACAAAAGUCGCAACGUGUUUCCAAAAAGGGGAAAGUCUGGUCUUGGAAAUAUCAAAACAAAGAUCGCCAUGGCCAACUUGAGAUGCGCUCUCCGGAUAGCCUCCUCGUUCCAGGCUCCGUCCUCCAAGUGUUGCGUCCAGUUCUUCAGCAGUGGGGCCGGCCAAACAACCGAAAAGAAUGUCCCUUAUGAGAAGACACUGAAGGAAGAGAGUUCUCCAAGAGGGCAAGGGCCCACAAAGCCUCUUCCAGCGUCAGCCGAUGUGGUCGUGGUUGGUGGAGGUAGCCUCGGGUGCCAAACUGUCUAUCAUCUUGCCAAGAUGGGGGUGACCAAUGUCAUCCUGCUGGAGAGGGACCGCUUGACUUCAGGCACCACCUGGCAUACAGCAGGUCUUCUGUGGCAGUUGCGCCCGAGCGACGUGGAAGUGGAGCUGUUGGCGCACACCCGCAAUGUGGUCAGCCGGGAUUUGGAGCAAGAGACGGGCCUUCACACGGGAUGGAUCCAAAAUGGCGGCCUCUUCAUUGCAUCCAACAAACAAAGGCUGGAUGAAUACAAGCGGCUCAUGUCUCUGGGCAAAGUUUACGGCAUCGAGUCGUACGUCUUGUCUCCGGCGGAAACAAAGGACUUAUAUCCCUUGAUGAACGUGGAUGAUCUUUACGGUACCCUUUAUGUCCCCAAAGAUGGCACCAUGGAUCCAGCUGGGACAUGCACAACCCUCACCCGAGCCGCCAGCGCCCUGGGAGCUUUGGUGAUCGAAAACUGCCCAGUAACAGGCAUUGAGGUGAAGACAGACGAUUUGGGUGUCCGAAGGGUGGCAGCAGUGGUGACCAACGCUGGGACAAUUGAGACACCUUGUGUGGUCAACUGCGCAGGAGUAUGGUCCCAGGCCCUGGGGAAAAUGGCAGGGGUCAACGUGCCCCUCGUCGCAAUGCAUCAUGCCUACGUGGUUACGGAGAGGAUCGAAGGAAUCCAGAACAUGCCGAACGUUCGAGAUCAUGAUGCCUCGGUGUAUCUGCGUCUCCAAGGCGAUGCCCUUUCUGUGGGCGGGUAUGAGUCAAAUCCAAUUUUCUGGGAAGAGGUGCAGGACAAGUUUGCCUUUGGCCUCUUUGACCUGGAUUGGGACGUCUUCAUGCAGCACAUUGAAGGUGCCAUCAAUCGUGUCCCCGUCCUAGAGAAAACGGGGAUUAAAUCCACAGUCUGCGGUCCAGAAUCAUUUACUGCAGAUCACAAGCCCCUCAUGGGAGAAGCACCAGAAGUCAGGGGCUUUUUCCUCGGCUGCGGGUUCAAUAGUGCAGGCAUGAUGCUUGGAGGUGGUUGUGGGAAGGAGCUGGCCUACUGGAUCAUCCAUGGGCGUCCUGAGAAGGACAUGUACAGCUAUGACAUCCGGAGGUUUCACCACAAUCUCACUGGAAACAACCGUUGGAUUCGGGAGCGGAGCCACGAGUCGUACGCCAAAAACUACUCCAUCGUCUUUCCGUAUGAUGAGCCUUUGGCUGGGCGCAACGUGAGGAAGGAUCCCCUGUAUGAGGAGCUUCUGCAACAGGGCUGCGUCUUUCAGGAGAGACAUGGAUGGGAACGACCUGGUUGGUUUAACCCCAAAGGCGAAGCUCCGGCUUUGGACUAUGACUAUUACGGUGCGUACGGCCAACAGUCCCAUGAAGACUAUCCCUACAACACGUUGCUUUCGGCUGAGUAUACAUUUGAUUUUCCACCUCACCAUAAGACUAUCCGAAACGAGUGCCUCACCUGCCGAAAUGCUCUCGCUGUGUUUGAUAUGUCGUACUUUGGGAAAUUUUACCUGGUUGGUCCGGAAGCUCGCACAGCAGCCGACUGGCUCUUCACGGCUGAUAUCCGCAAACCAAAUGGGACAACCAUUUACACCUGCAUGUUAAAUAAGCGCGGAGGCGUCGAGAGCGACCUGACCGUCAGUCCAAUAGUCCCCGGCGCUCAGGAUUCGGCAUUGGCACCGGCGUUCGAAGGGGAUGGCUACUACCUUGCUGUCGGUGGUGCGGUGGCACAACACAACUGGUCCCAUAUCACGACGGUUCUGCAGGACAAGAAGUUCCAGUGUCAACUGAUGGACCGGUCAGAAGAGCUUGGCAUGAUCAGCAUCCAAGGACCUUCCAGCCGUGAAGUUCUGCAAGACGUCCUUGAUACGGAUCUUGGUGAUGGUGCUUUUCCGUUCUCCACACACAAGCUGGUGAAGGUCGCAGGCUGCAUGGUACGUGCCAUGAGGCUGUCGUUUGUGGGCGAGAUGGGAUGGGAGCUCCAUGUGCCCAAGAAGGACUGCGUGACCGUCUACCGCGCGGUCAUGAAGGCUGGCGCCAAACAUGGCAUCAUGAACGCCGGCUACCGAGCCAUCGACUCGCUCAGCAUUGAGAAAGGUUAUAGGCACUGGCACGCAGAUCUCCGACCGGACGACAGCCCCCUCGAGGCGGGCCUCGCUUUCACCUGCAAACUCAAGUCAGACAUCCCUUUCCUUGGACGGGAGGCGAUAGAAGCCCAGAAAGCCUCCGGAAUCUUCCGCCGUCUGGUCUGCUUCACUAUCGAUGAAAAGGUGCCCAUGUUUGGGUUGGAAGCCAUCUGGAGGAACGGCAAAGUGGUUGGGCACAUCCGCCGGGCAGACUUUGGGCACGCGAUCAACAAAACCAUUGCCUACGGCUACAUCCGGGAUCCUGACGGAGGACCAGUCACGCCUGAUUUUGUGAAAAGCGGCAAAUACAUGCUGGAGAGGAUGGGUGUUGCCUACCAAGCGAAAGCCCACACAAGAUCCCCCUUCGAUCCCGACAACAAGAGAGUGAAAGGGAUCUAUUGAGGCGAUUCGAUCUCGAAAACACAGGAAGCUUCUACCGAAAGAGGAAAAGGGGGCGAAGGAAGGUGCGGAAUAACAUUGCGCGGUGCCGGAAAUCUUGGCCAAGGUCCUACGACAAGGUUGAGUUGCAUCUGUCUGCUCCAAAUGCCGAGUUACCACCUAUAUUUUGCGAUUGCAUCAAAUGGCAAGGUUGUACGAUGGAACCACAGACGGCACCAAACGCACACCCACGUGAAAUGACUCUCGUGAGACAAAAAAAUCCCAACCAUUUCCAUAGGAGAAUUCAUCCAUGCAUAAGACAAUAGCAGCGACAAGAUUUUGAGGAACAUCUCCAUUCUUUGUUUAUCUCCCUCAUCCGACAUUACUUCUAUACAUGGAGGUUUUGUUGAGUCUUAUUCUUAGUAAGUUGACCAUAGAGUCAGGCUGGAAGACCCAAAGAUUCCUAAAGAGAAGAAAUUCUAGGUCCUCCACGGCAGUUCUAUGGUGAGCUUUGGUUGUCUCGACUGGUCCUCAGAGAACCAAAAAUGGGAAUCUGAGGCUUAUUCUUAUAUAUGAAACCGGAAGUUGACCAUAGAGUCAGGAUGGAAGACCCAAAGAUUCCUAAAGAGAAGAAAUUCUAGGUCCUCCACUGCAGUUCUAUGGUGGGCUUUGGUUGUCUCGACUGGUCCUCAGAGAACCAAAAAUGGGAAUCUGAGGCUUAUUCUUAUAUAUGAAACCGGAAGUUGACCAUAGAGUCAGGCUGGAAGACCCAAAGAUUCCUAAAGAGAAGAAAUUCUAGGUCCUCCACGGCAGUUCUAUGGUGAGCUUUGGUUGUUUCUACUGGUUCUCAGAGAAAAAAUAAAUGGAAAUCUGAUCAAUCUAGGGAUUCCUUUCAUUGGUCCUCCUGUUUGGUUUUGCUGAUAGAGCCAAUAUAUUGCAAUCCAAGCAACUAGACGGACUGAACUCCUUUCUCAUGAAAAGCUAUCCCUGCCAUAUCUCUCAUUGGCAUCAGGGUUUCCUGUAGAAGCUGCAAAGAAUCAAAGUCAAGCCAAACUUGAGCUGAAAGCGAUUAAGGUCCAAUUAAGGUUCAACCCAGGUCUUAUUUUGACGCUUCUUUGUCAAGCUUUACAAUGGUGGGGGAUGCUGGGAAGUGGGGUCCAUUGUGUUCACAGGGUGAGGCCGGCUCCGGAAGUACCUCCGUAACUUUUGGCAACGUUUGUCUCUCCCAUUCUCCCUGUCAGGGAAAGAGAACAAGCAUUGUGAGUAAUUGAAUUGUUGAGUGAAGAGCCAACAAGAAGAUCAAGCCAAUGAGUCUCAUGUAGUGGUUUCCAACCAUAGGAUUUAGAUUGAAGUUGGCCAUAAAGUCAUGCAGGAAAAGCUAGGAUUCCAAGACUGAACACUUCUCUAGGAAUCUCUCGUUCUUCCAGUGCAACUUUGUGGUCCACUUCUGCCAAUUGGCCAUCAAGUCGUGCUGGAAGGUCUGGAAAUUCCUAGACAGAACACCUAGGAAUCCCUAGGUGCAACUCAAUGGUCAACAUCCUUUAGAAGUUGGCCAUAAAGUCAUGCUGGAAGACCUAGAAAUUCCUAGUUACUCUAAUUCAAUGAUCAAUGUCCUUCAAAAGCUGGCCAUAAAGUCAUGCUGGAAGACCUAGAAAUUCCUAGUUACUUAAAUUCAAUGAUCAACGUCCUUCAGAAAUUGGCCAUAAAGUCAUGCUGGAAGACCUAGAAAUUCCUAGUCACUGCAACUCAAUGGUCAACGUCCUUCAAAAGCUGGCCAUAAAGUCAUGCUGGAAGACCUAGAAAUUCCUAGUCACUUUAAUUAAAUUAUCAACGUCCUUCAGAAAUUGGCCAUAAAGUCAUGCUGGAAGACCUAGAAAUUCUUAGUCACUGCAACUCAAUGGUCAACGUCCUUCAGAAGUUGGUCUUAAAGUCAUGUUGGAAGACCUAAAAAUUUCUAGUCAUUGCAACUCAAUGGGCAAAGUCCUUCAGAAGUUGGCCAUAAAGUCAUGUUGGAAGACCUAGAAAUUCCUAGUCAUUGCAACUCAAUGGUCAACGUCUUUCAAAAGUUGGCCAUAAAAUCAUGUUGGAAGACCUAGAAAUUCCUAGUCAUUGCAACUCAAUGGUCAAUGUCCUUCAAAAGUUAACUAUAAAGUCAUGCUGGAAGACAUAGAAAUUCCGAGUCAUUACAACUCAGUGGUCAACGUCCUUCAAAAGUUGGCCAUAAAGUCAUGCUGGAAGACCUAGAAAUUCCUAGUCACUGCAACUCAAUGGUCAACAUCCUUCAAAAGUUAACUAUAAAGUCAUGUUGGAAGACCUAUAAAUUCCUAGACAUUGCAACUCAAUGGUCAACGUCCUUCAGAAGUUGGUCUUGAAGUCAUGCUGGAGGACCUAGAGACUCUGAAAUGGAACAACUCACUUGGAAUUUAUAGAUCCUCCAUUUCAACUCAAUGGUUAACGUCCUUCAGAGCUUGGCCAUAAAGUUAUCCUGAAGGACCUAGAGAUUCCUAGACGGAACAUGGGAUCUCUAGGUCCUCCAGUGUAUUUUUGUGGUCAAAUUCCACCAGAGUUGGCUGUAAAGCCAUGCUGGACGACCUAGAAAUUCCUAGUCACUUUAAUUCAAUUAUCAACGUCCUUCAGAAAUUGGCCAUAAAGUCACGUUUGGAAGACCUAGAAAUUCCUAGUCAUUGCAACUCAAUGGUCAACGUCCUUCAGAAGAUGGCCAUAAAAUCAUGCUGGAAGACCUACUGGUUAAUCUAGAGAUUCCUAGACAGAAGAUCUCUGUCCACCAGCGAAAUUGGAUGCUAUUUCUUUUUAUGAUUAUGGACAACGAUACUCUGAGAUGUCUUAAAAUGGUUGCCAUAUUGUUUCCUUCCCUUCCUUGGCCAUACGUACCGGGAAACGGACUGCUGAAGACUUAUUACAAUGCAUCGAAAUGGGAGCAAAUCCAUACAGGGAUUUCAAGACAUCUCUGCUGAGUGAAUUCCAAGGCACCGAGGCAAACUGCUGCGUGACGGAGGCCUCUGGGCAUGUGCAGACUUCCUCAUCAUUAAACCUGCCAGAAAGAGAAA